Molecule: messenger RNA, 1570 nt
Organism: Rubroshorea leprosula
Lineage: Eukaryota; Viridiplantae; Streptophyta; Magnoliopsida; Malvales; Dipterocarpaceae
Source: the annotation of a GenBank genome assembly
ACUUCUCUAAAAAAUUUAAUAAUACCAUCAUGUGGGCAUUCAAUAACAGAGGUAGUAUCUCAACCCAAUCAUCACCUUCCUCAGUAUUGUCUCUUCCUUCUUCUCUCUUCCUUCUUCUUUUUCUUGCAUCAAGUUGGAUUUUGAUGAAGAACUGGUGGGUUUGAGUCAUCUAUGGAGGGUAAGAAAGAGAUAAAGAUGGAGUAGUUGAUGGGAUCUUCAUCAUUUCUUGAUUAUAUCUCGAGUUCUUACCAAGGGGUGUUUGAUUUGAGGGAAGGGGAGAAGAGUGGUGGUUCAUUAGGGUUUAUUGACCUUUUGGGUCUUUAAGAUUUUAGUGCUUCUCUGUUAGAUCUGAAUCCGGCCGGUAGAAAGAUGGAAUCUCCGAAGGUUUUGAAUCAGCCUGCAACGCCAAUAUUGAUCUUCUUUCUUACUUCUUUAAUGUUCUCUGCAACAGAUUCCAAACCAUAUGACUAUCUGCAAUACGUGGUACAAUGGCAACCCGCUGUUUGUAGAAUCCCAUACUGGCCAUACACGCGGUGCAACAAACCAAUCAAACAAGUUUUUACAAUUCAUGGGCUCUGGCCAAGCAAUUUCAGCGGAGCAGAUGUGAACUGUAGAAAUGGGACCGGAUAUGACCGAAACGAGGUGAUUUCAAUUGAGCAAAAAUUGAAGAAAUGUUGGCCUGACAUGCUUCACGACGAUGAUCAUAUCUUUUGGAGCCACGAAUGGAAGAGUCACGGAAGAUGCUUCCCGAAUGUAUUUCGUGGCCAAUCUCAAUAUUUCAAUAAAGCGGUUGGACUCUGCUACGGGUACAACACAUGGAUUAAAAGCACUCUCGCGGAUUAUGGAAUCUAUCCUAGCAAUAGCCGGCCGGUGAGCCGUGACCGUAUUGCCGCCAGCAUCCACGGGGCAAUUGGAAAACGUCCGGUAUUACGUUGUGCAGGUCCAUAUUUUCCAGAUUUUAAAUCUGAUCCAGGUCUUGGAUAUCCUCCAUCUCCAUCUUCUGGUUAUCAAACAUAUGUUUCACGUAAGAGUCAUCAAAAACGAAAACUAGAGGUAACUUUCGAAAACAGAAUACUACUAGAAGUAAUUUUGUGCUUCGAUGUAAAAGGGGGAGAUCUCAUAGACUGUCCGCGGCAGACUAAUUGUCGUAGUGAAAUUUACUUUUUAGCGUAAAUUUAAUUUUAGUGAAGGUUAAAUGUUAAUAUUGAUCCUUCAACUUGCUGAGUUUGCACAAUUUUAGUUCUUCAAUUAUUUUUUUUAUUUUUUUGGUCCCACAACCAUCAAAACUGCAUAAUUUUAGUAUUUUCGUUAAUUAACAACCCUUCCUUUUUCUUUUUUUUUGUUUUGGUGUCUACUUCUCUUCCUCUCCCCUUCCAUCUUUUUUCUAAAUUUUUUGGGGUUCAUGUUCGUGAACCCAAUCUGGGUUCAUGUUCAUGAGCCUUCCCUUCUCCUCUUCCUCAAACCAACCCCUUUUCUUCAUCUUCUCGAGUUUUUUCAUUUUUUUUGUGUUAAAUUUGGGUUUGCAAAACCCAGAUCUAUGGGUUCAUAAAAAUAAAAUCAGUUGGUAUAA